Molecule: messenger RNA, 225 nt
Organism: Haemonchus placei
Lineage: Eukaryota; Metazoa; Nematoda; Chromadorea; Rhabditida; Trichostrongylidae
Source: the annotation of a GenBank genome assembly
AUGUUCGCAAAAAUUAUCCCGUCGGGAGGCGAAAAAUUGGCUUUGAAGGUAGAAAAUUGCCUUAGUGCGCCGGUGCUAAGCGAAGAGGAUUUAAAGUGCAACGAAGAAGAGCUGACGAAAACGAAAGCCGUUCGAUCAGAGAAAUUGGCACUCAACCAGCAACCUACCGCACAGCUUGGAGGAGGCGGAGCGAAGAUGGCCAUUUCCAUGGGAGGUGAGAAUUAA